UUAUGUGCUGCUAACGCUACGCAGUUAAGGUUACCAUGUGGAUUCAAACAGGAGUAAUAUUACCAUUUAAUAAUUACAGCGUUAUGGGAAGAGCAUACCACACGCUGUGACGAAUUUAACAGGUUACCACUACCUGGUGGCUUUGUUAGCUGCGGAGUUUUCAGUUGGUUGCUGACUAGCCAGCUUUAAAGUUAGCUAACUUAACACUGAACGUUACGGUAGAGCUUCAUGGCGCGAGGUCGAAAACGAGGUGGGAUGUAUGAUACCCCUCAUGGCAGCGGUCCCCGCUUCCCAUCGCAUCCACAGGGGCCUCCCCAGUCGGAGCGACACUGGAUGGGGCCACCACACCGCGAUGAUCCUGGUGAAAACUUCAUGCACGGACAUCCACCGAGGUACCGGAUGCAUAUGGGGGGAAUGUCUGAACCACAUGUCCAUGAUGGUCCAAGACCAAUUCAUCACCCAAUGGAUAUACAGCCGAUGGAUUGUCGUCCUAAUAAUGACACUGACUUGCGUUUCGGCCAAGCCCCUUAUGCGAACGAUUACCAUUCAGAAGCGGAUCGUCCACCGAUGGAUAGACAUUAUCCUCCGAGGGUGUAUGAACAGGGUCUGGAAGGGGAUCGUGAGUUUGAGCCUGUGGAGCGAAGAUUACCGAUAGAUGGCGAACCUGAAUCGAUCCGGUUUAGACGUGUGGAUCAUGGCCAUGGAUAUAUAGAUCCCCACUUGGCACCGACAAACUCUAAUUUCGGACCAGACAGGCGUCAGUUUGGACCUGGUGGUCAUUUUGGACCUAUGGACUCUGACUAUGGUCCAGAUUCGCGCCAGCCUCGACCAGGGGAUCAAUUUUUGCCGAUGGAGUCAGACUUUGGGCAAGAUACGCGUCACUGUGGACCAGGUGGACACCUCGGACCGAUGGAGUCUGACUGCGGGCAAGAUUCGCGUCGGUAUGGACCAGGAGAUCGCUUUGGACCAAUGGAGCCUGCCUUUGGGCCAGAUUCGCGUCAGCGUGUACCAGGAGAUCACUUUGGACCGAUGGAGCCUGACUUUGGGCCAGAUUCGCGUCGGUAUGGACCAGGAGAUCGCUUUGGACCAAUGGAGCCUACCUUUGGGCCAGAUUCGCGUCAGCGUGGACCAGGAGAUCACUUUGAACCGAUGGAGCCUGACUUUGGGCCAGAUUCCCGUCAGCGUGGACCAGGGGAUCACUUUGGACCGAUGGAGUCUGGCUUUGGGCCAGAUUCGCGUCAGCGUGGACCAGGGGAUCACUUUGGACCGAUGGAGUCUGACUUUGGGCCGGACUCACGACAGUCUGGACCAGGGGAUCACUUUGGACCAGUAAAUCCUCGCUUUGCUCAGGGGGAGGAUCAUUACACACAUGUGGGCGCUCGUCUCGGACCCAUCGAUGAUCGCGUUCGACCGUUUGAUCCUCAUUCCGAACUGGAGGAGGAUAAUUAUGUCCGUGACGACCAAUUGCUUGACAAUGUCACUGCGGAAGAGGAGAGUUUUAUACCUGCAGAUCAAAUGGUUGUCAAUGUAGGUCCGGUCGAACGGACCGUUAUCAUUGGUUCAACUGUGGACAACCGAGAAUUUGAGUUGGACAGACAGUUUGACCAAGUGCCACCUCUCUUUCCAAUCGAGGGCGGAGAUCCUCACGGCGUUCGUCCUGCCCGCUUACCUGCCCUGGCGCCUUCAGCUCCGUCUCCAGUGCCCACUCCAGCGCCGCGCCCUCAGGGCAGUGCCCCGACCCCAGCGGUGAAGCCUAGAGCCACCCCCGCGCCCACACCCGUGCCCUCGCCCUCGCCUGCUACCAACGCUCCACCCAAGCCUCCCCCGGGCCGUUCCACAGGGAUCAUCUCCUUCAUAGGGGAUCACAACGGCGUGAUUGAGAGGGACGAUCUGAAGAGGUUCUCCUUCAGCUUCAGUGUGUUUCUGGGCAACAUCAAGAACUUGGUCGCUGGAGUCAAGGUCCAUUUCACCGUCUUCAAAAACAAGAAGAAGAUGGAGUUUGCCACAGACGUGACCAUCCCUCCUGGGGGCACGGAGGAGCUGGACAAUGAGGUGUUUACUGGAGUCAUCAACAAGCACGAGGACUCCAAAGGAGGACUGAUCGAGGCGACGCUGUACGGUAAGCUGCUGGUGCUGCCGUUCGCCAAGUCCGACGCUAAGGGGACGCUUUUCAUGAAGGACCGCGUGACCUUCCAGGUGGUCACUGACCUGGUGACGAGAGCGAAAAGAGCUACGAACGUCAAGCCGCAGUUCCCCCUCACGGUCCAGUUCACCAGGGAGAAGAGGGAGAUGGGUGUGGUCAUGAGUGUGAAGGCCGGUUCCUGCUCCGUCAUGUCGGAGACCCACAGCAGCCUCCAGGCCCACGCCCGAGAGAACCUGAGCGAGGGAGAGCUGUCCGUCAUGGACGAGGUGGAGUUCACCGCCCUCCCGGAGGGGGGCGUUCGACUGCUGAAGUGUGCUCUGACCACAGGCUUGUCUUCACAGGAGGGGGGCGUUCGACUGCUGAAGCUUCCCACAGGCACCGUGACCUUCCAUUCCAGCGCCAAGAACAGAGAGAUGAAGGAGAUGAGGGAGGUGAACGCCGCUGCCAAGAGCAAGUGGAAGCCCAUUGGAUCAGAGGCGACGGUGAAGAAGGAAGUGGUGGAGGAUGUCUGCAGUGAGCUCUUUGAGGGAACAGUGCUUCGACUCCCAGCUAAGGACAAGGAGGGGGUCAACAAUAUGGUGUGUAAUAGGAACAAGGAGCUUCUGCUGGGGAGUUUGCAGACGUCUGUGGGAGGAGUGGAGAGGAAGCUGAGCUUCAGUGCAGACGAUGUGCUAACGAAGGCCACCAUGCUGUAUGGGGAUAAAGUUCAGUUUAAAAUAUCCACCAACCCAACGACCAAGGCAGAGAGGGCCGUCGCCGUGGAGAUCCUGGCCGACACCCUCCAGUGCACAGACACAGAGGAGCAACGCCAUACAGGCGUUGUUGUUGGCCUUAGUAAUAUCUUUGAGUUUGGAUACAUCAAGUACCCGCAGGACGAUGAACUGUACUUUAAAUUCUGUGAGGUGAUGGAGGAGAAGGAUCUUUCCCUCUUAGAGAAGGUGGAGUUCACUGUUGUGCCAAAAAACACAUCUGAAGCUGGAGACCAAGCCAUCAGGGUCAAGAGGGUGACCGAGAGUGCGUUCAUCUCUGCUCCCAAGCUAGAGGGUCUGGGCACUGCAGAUAAAGAGAAGAAGAAGAUGACCAUCAAUCUCCUGAAGGACGCCGUACAGACGCCACAUGCGGGAGUCCAAGCGCACCCAGAUGGUCCAAGUACUAUUAAGACGGAAGAGCAGCCUGUCUGUGCUAAACAUGUUGCUGUGGUAACAGCUGACGCUACAAAGGGGAACCUGAGUGAACCCAACCAGUUUACUAAAAAUGCUACGAAAGGGGGAGUGCAGGAGGCCAAGGUGCCCAAGAGCAGAGAGGAGUCUGGGGGAAAGGGAAAGAGCAGCAGCCAGAACAAUGCUAGUGAUGGCAGGCCUGGUGGUCUGAGUCAGCAGAGCUCAAGUAAAGAAGGGAAGCAAGGAGGAAGCAAAGCGAGCAGUGAUAAAGACAGGAAGGGUCGCAGCACGAGUAGAGAGAAGUCUCCUAGACACGAGAAGAGCAGGAGUAGGAGCAAGAGCAAGGAGAAGAACAGUGACAGAUCAACCGUGCAGUCCAAGAGCAAAGAGGAGGCUGGGAAAAAGGAGAAGACUAGUAGCAAUAGUCAGAAAAAUGGAAAUAGCAGCAGCAGCAGUAGAAGCGAGGACAGGAGUGGCAGGUCCGAUCAUCGGAGUCGCCGGAGCUCAAGCAGAGAGGGCAGACGAGGAGAGAAUAAGGACAGGAGCGACAAAGAGCGAAGCCGCAGCAGGAGCAGAGAGCGGUCCCACAGGAGUCGCAGUCGUAGUCGGAGUCGCAGUAGCAGUAGAAGCCGGGACAAGGGAGGCAGGUCUGAUAGGCAUCGGAGCCACCGUAGCUCAAGCAAGGAAAGGAGAGGAGGAGGAGGCAAAGAGAAGAGCAACAGAGACCGGAGAAGUCGCAGCAAGAGCAGAGAGCGGCCUACCAGGCCCAAGCGCAGCAGGAGUAGAAGCAGGGACAGGAGCAGGGACAGGGACAGAGAGAGGAACCGAGAGAGGGACAGAGACCAGGAUCGGGACAGAGACCAGGAUCGGGACAGGAGGAGGAGCCACAGCGCGGAGCGUAAAGAUGACAAGAGAGGAAGCACCAGUAGGGAGCGUCCCUACAGGAAGCGGAGCAGGAGCAGGAGCAGCAGCCCCAAGAGAAGGACCGCGUCCGCGUCCGCAACCGACGCAUCAAAACCCCCCUCAAGUUCUGGCUUAUUUAGUAAGAAUCAGCCAACUCCCGUGCUGACCAGUAUGAGUGCCAGAGGAGGAGGGGCAAGGUCUGGGGUUGUGGACGAGGAGCUAGCGCGCAAGAAGAGGGAACUGGAGGAACUUAACGAGCUGAUAGCGCGGAAGAGAGCAAUUGUGGCCCUGGAACAGAAGAAACGAGCGCCAGUUAUUGAUCCUAAAGAACAGACUGGUUGGAGUUCUCAGCCCUUGCCUGCAGUCAAGAAAGAGAUUCCAAAAUGGUUACCACCAUCUAGUCUUGAUCGCAACCAAGAUGUCAAAUUGCCGACUACACCAAUCAAGUCCAUUUUGAAGAAACCCAAGCAAUCGUUCCUGGAGGUCUCAUCUCCACCUCAGGAUGAAGGAGGGGCCGUCCCCCCGACACCCUCCGUUUCCCAACCGCCCUCUGGCCAGCUCUUUCCCAUACCUGUGCCCCCAGCCCGCUCCGCCCCACCUCUUCCACAUCCGUUUGAUCUAGCGUACCCAGCACGCACACUACCGUCAUCAUCCGCUCACCCAGCCGUGCUGGAGACUCCCUCAGCGCCGCUCCCCUUCCUCGGUACUGAGCAUACUCUUCCUCAACGCCGCUUCAGUCCUCCCCCUCCUCCUCCUCCUCCUCCUCCGCAGCAGCAGGGGGCGCCGGAGUCCAAGAGCAACGCUGCUGUUCAGAUGCAGCGCUUCCUGAAGAUGCUCAACCAAGGUGUGGACACCAGCCUGCUCUCUGCGAUGGCCAAGCAGGAGAGUCCUGUCGUCGAGCCUCAGCGCAGCGUAGCCAGUCCCCCGCGCAGGGACGAGCCUUACGAUCCUUUCAUGGCGGCCGACGAUCAGGAAUACUCCGGCAAAGAUUACCUGCUGCCCCAUGAGAGGCCUGUGGAGGAUGGGAGUGGCUUCUCUCGCAUCGUUGGCAUGAAGCCGGGGCUGUAUGUGGAAGACCAGUUCCUCAAAAAGAGUAACGUGGAGGAGGAAGAGAACUACCUCUAUGGUGACCCUAGGGCCGAAGAUGACCACCAGGACCGGUACAGGCAAGGCCUUGAACGACAUAAGAGCUCAGCACCAAAGGAGCAAUCCAGGGAUGACCACCAGGAUCGGUACAGGCAAGGCCUUGAACGACAUAAGAGCUCAGCACCAAAGGAGCAAUCUAGGGAUGACCACCAGGAUCGGUACAGGCAAGGCCUUCCGCGAUAUAAGAGCUCCGUACCACAUGAGCAAUCCAGAGAAGAAAUGUCUAGACAGACUCAAUACCAAGAAAUACCAGCAGUAGCUGCAGCAGCGGCUACUGAUAAACAAAAAGACAAAGAGACGACUUAUGAUGGAAUUAAGAACAUUUUCAAUAUGUUAGGUAUAGAACUAAAUUCUUCCGAUGUUAGCAAGCUGACAGACAGGACUAGGGAGCGUCUUUAUGGCGGCAAGAGCGCCACGCUGUCGUCGGAACACAAAAAGCGCAAACAUUCCCCUAGUCGCCACAGGAGUCGCACGGCGUCAUCGGACUCGGAUCAAUUUCGGUCAACCUCUCCUGAUAGGCCGACCAACCGGCAGGUGUUCAUGAGCUUCCGAGAUCAGCCACAACAGGACACUGAACGUGACUCGCACAAAGGGAAGAAAAUAAAGAGCCUGGAUGUCCGUGGGCUGACGAGCUACCGAGAUCAGCCACAACAGGACACUGAACGUGACUUGCACAAAGGGAAGAAAAUAAAGAGCCUGGAUCUCCGUGGGCUGACGAGGACUAUCAAGAAUGCACCAGAGAGCCCUACGCUGGAAUCCCCAGAACCAACAGCAGCAUCACAGUCAUCUACUCUGCUGCCUGAACCAUCUCCUGCUCCAACUGUCCCAGACUAUGCAUACCCUUACGCUGGACUUUCGUAUGCUGAGCCCACUUACACCCCCAGUCCAUUUGUUAUUGAUCAUUCUGCAAUGCCUCCGCCUCCACCUCCACCAAGUGUUUAUAACCCCUACACCAUGGUAGCAGGGCCGACAUAUCCACCUCCCCUGACAUAUCCACCACAUCCUCCUCCUGUCAUGCCCUAUAUGGGUGUUCCUGGCCCUGGUCUCCCACAACCACCACCACCCGUGCCUUCAUCUUCCUCAUACUCUCCUGUACUUUAUCCCCCUAACCCUUCCUGCAGUCACCCUUAUAGGGAACCUCAGCUUCCAGCGACUACUGUGAUUCCCACUCUACACUCCCAGCCCACCAAGAUCCUGGAACAAAUCAGCACUGUGAAGCCUCGCUGUCUCAAAGUCAUUGAAACAACUGUUUCACCGGUUCACCGCACUACAAGCAACACGAUAGUCAUUCAGACAAAACCUACACUAACAGAGGAUGGUGUGAAGGAGAGACAGAAGAAAAGGCUGGAGCAGAUCAACCUGAGACUGAAGGAGAAAAACCAGAAGCUCAUGGAAGCUAGACGGGUUAAGAGCAACGAGUCUACAACAGGCAACGUUACCAGUGAAGAGGUUAAGAAUGUCUGGAUUUGCGGUCACUCUCUUGUGACGUGGGCCGAGAAAAUCUCCAGACAGUCUCCAGAGGUGGCCAUGCCCCUGAGCAUGGACCCCGACAGCGUGCGCAUUCAGUGGAAGGGUCUCCAGGGCAUGACGUGGGAGCAGCUCGUACCCCAGCUGCACCAGCUGAAGCUGAACUGGCCCAACCCCGACCUGCUCAUCAUCCACCUGGGGGGCAACGACAUCAACAAGAGCACCUCCGAAGAGCUGCUGAGCGUAAUCAAGAGUGACCUGACCUCCAUACGCAACAUCUUCCCCCGUUGCCUGAUCGUGUGGUCCGACAUCCUCCCAAGACGCAAAUGGAAGCAAGGCGUCUUGCCCGUGGAGGCUGUGGACCGAGUCCGAGACAUGAUCAACUGCCGAGUGCACACUAUACUCGCUGAACUGGGGGGAACCGCCAUCACGCACGAGAACAUUGGCCCUGAACUCUACUGCCCCGAUGGUGUCCGCCUCUCUAAAAAAGGGAUCGAGGCAUUCAACCUGAAUUUGGAAGACUUUCUGGAGAAAUGGAAGAAUGAGGUCUGCCAAGAACCUAAAAACGACUAGAGGAUGGUGAGCUAGUUGUAUUUUUGUUAAUCUUUUUUCACUUUACAGGCAGUUGCCACUUGUUGAUGCUGCUGUUUAUAUGUAUUGAACACUUGAGUCAAGAAUGUAUUUCAGUUUUAUAUCAGACUGUAUUUAGUAAGCCUGUACACAGUCAAUGUCUGAUCUGCGUUACGUUGUUUAAGAACAUUUUAUGUUGUCAAAUAAAGUCUUUUGAAUAAAAUAAUAAUAAUUA
Molecule: messenger RNA, 7624 nt
Organism: Sardina pilchardus (European sardine)
Lineage: Eukaryota; Metazoa; Chordata; Actinopteri; Clupeiformes; Clupeidae
Exons: 17
Coding region: 229-7392 (2387 amino acids)
Source: RefSeq, a predicted model, not a curated record